GAAAAAAGAUGGCGGUGAUGAACCCUUGGAAAGUUCGGGUGCUGUGCAGCUCCCGCGAUACCUUCAUGGAGUCGUCGCUGAUGUCCAAGCUGCCGUUCAAUCCCCGACAGUUCGAGUACCAUCCACGCGAUCCAUCGUUGCUCGUGUUUGGAACGUUCUCUGGACAAGUCGUGGUGUGGAACCACGCACUAAACCGCGCGCAUUACGUGUCCAAGGCGCACCAACUCAGUCCAACUGAACAGGUUCUAGGGCUGUCAUGGCUGCACAAACCCGAAUAUCAAGACAGGUUCAUCGUCGGAACUCAGAAAGGCACCAUCUCCAUGUGCUCGAUGGACUCGACCAGGUCCCACGAACCCACCAAGCAGUUCGUUCCGUUUCCCCACCUAAGCUCAGUCCACGUCAACUUGAACGACCAGCAUGUCCUUGUGAGCGGGAAUUCCCACUCUGUACGCAUUUACGACGUGCAGACCGGCCAGAUCGUGCGCACUUUCGACGACAUCCACGAAAAAGAGAUCAACCUUUCCAGGUUCGCCAAUCUGUCGUCAACGCUCUUCGCUACGUGCUCCUUUGACAAGACCAUGAAGUUGUGGGACACGCGCAGCCCCGACACGACCCCUAUCUACACGUGCACUUCGCAAGGCGAGAACUUGACCAUUUGCUUUUCUCCGGACGACCAGCGGCUGCUUGUGUCUGCAAUCGACGACGAGUUCAAUCAAUUUAGCCUGCUCAAUGGCAAACUCGACUGGGGGUUGACACCGCAACGACAGGGUGACAAACCGUCUUAUUCGCGGUCAUAUUACACCUCAAGCGGCAAUCUCAUUCUCAGUGGGUCCACGGAUCACUCGGUCGUGCGCAUGUACUGCUCCCACACGGGCCGCCUCCUUCACGGAUCGAUUCAGUACUCUGGGCGGAAGCACUCGGCGCUGCACACGCUGUCCCUGCGAGCCAACCCCCACGACGAACUCAAGUUUUGUGCUCUGGUGGCGUACUCGGAUGCUGACCACAUCAACGAGUUGAUUGAAAACACGAUGGUGGGCACGGAGCAGUCGUCCGACGUCGAGUUCAUCCACACGUUUUGCCCGUCGUGGGAGUUCAAGCAAGCCACGACCACGGCUUUGCUGGACGACACGGCCACGGCCGACGUUGUGUUGACUGUGGAAAACCAGUCGAUCCCAGCGCAUUCGCUGGUUCUGUCGUGUCGGUCACAUCGAAUGGCCUCUGUCUUGGCAUGCAUCCGCGAAGGUCGAGUGUACGAGAGCCCCGUGUCGUUCGACCAAGUCACCGACGACGGAUCGCAGCUAACGCUUUGCGGACUUUCUCUGCGCGUGCAUUGCUCGUUGCCGUCGUUGCGUCUGUUUCUGGUCUACUUGUACUCGGACGACGUCGAUCUGCCGUCAUACGACCCGUCCACGUGUCAGCACCUGGUACAUUUGGCUUUGUACUUUGACCUCCGGCACCUCGUGUCACUCGUUGAAAUGAAGUGCUCCCAGCACCUGUCGAUACAAAACAUCCGAUCCGUAGCCAACUUUGCCUUUCAGAACCAACUUCACCAACUGCUGUCGUCGUGCCUGCGGUACCUCGUUGUUCACCGCGGGGUCCUCGGCGCCCUCACUGGCUUCUUUCCCAGCAUUCGGUACUUGCUCAGCGAAGAACUCAAGGGCUGCACGCACUCCCACGGGGUCCCUGAAUGCUACGGCCACCUGUGCCUCCUGGACCCACAUCACCGACUUCUUGUCGUCGGCGGCAUCUGCCACUCCACCAUGCAUCCGAGCUACAUCUCCCCCAAGCACAUCCUCGUGCUGGACAUGGACGCCAGCUACGGCACCAAAGUCGACACGACGGGCGAGUGUCCGUCGUCGCUCGUGUUCAGCGCCGCGUGCGCCUUGGACGCCCACCAGUACCUAGUGUGCGGUGGCGGUCACGCCCAGCAACCCAACGACGAACUGCUCGUGUUCGACACCCGGGCUUUUAUCUGGUCCAAACUCCCACCCCUGUCGACUCCGUCCCCUUCGCUCGGUCGCGUCGGCCACUCGCUGACGCGGGAUCCGACGUUGCAAGGGGACGGCUGCCGGUUGUUCUUGUUUGGGGGGUGCAACGUCCGCACCAAGGAGUACUACAACGACGUCCACUGCUUGAACGUCGCCCCAGACAACCACCUCGAUUGGACGUGUCCGACGGUGCUCGGCACCCCCCCACUGGCCAGCAUGGCGCACUCGGCCACGACCAUCCGCGCCCAUAACUCGUACGGCGACGCGUGCUCCGUCAUGGUGGUCUUUGGAGGCGCCGGACCAGGGUACCUCCUCAGCACACUCAACAUCCUGCAUCUGUCGGAGACGUACCUUCGGUGGGAAACCCCCGACUCCCGUGGAAGUAUCCCGGGCGCACGAUACGGCCACAGUGCCGUGUGGAUCCAGCCCUCGACUACGUCGUCAACCAACUCCAUCCUCGUGUUCGGAGGGGCGCUGUCGGCCCCCUGCCAAGACUUGUACAUGGUGGAGAUCAUCGUUGGGGCACAUGAGCAGCCUUCCCAAGCCACGUGGUCCCUCGUGCAGACCCAAGGCGUGCCGCCGUCCCCGCGGUAUCGGCACACGGCCGUGCUCUCGGCCAGCGCGCGUCACAUGCUGGUGUGCGGCGGCAUCGGCAACGACAGCGACAAGCAUUCCACGUCGGACGUUGUUGUCGUGUUGGACCUCGAGACGCGCGAGUGGGCCAACAGCACCGUCAAGACCAUCGAGCCCAACCUGGACCACUCUGUGAUCGUUCAGCAGUCCAGUUGGUACACGGACAUUGUGAGCCUCGUGGACUCGCCCGUCCAAAGCGACGUCGUGUUCUGCUUCGACACUAACGAUGGCCCCCUGCACGCACACUCGCUCUUCCUCACGAGGUCCCUGCACAUGCGGCGCAUGCUGCACACCGGCAUGCUCGAAAGCCUCUGCGGCGCCGUGUCCCUCAACAAGCCCAAGUCCACCGUCCGCGCGCUCCUCGAGUUCGUGUACACGGACCGCCUGCGGGUGCUGCCCGGGGACUUGAUGGACUUGCUGGACACGGCCCAUUCAUUCAACAUGUCCAUCCUGUCGAUGCUGCUCCAGGUACGUUUUACUUUGGCCACGAAAUAUCAUUCCAAACUGAAUAUAUAUAUAUAUAUAUGUAGGGAAUCGCCGUGAAUUUGCUAGAUGAAGCGAAUGUCGGUUCGAUGCUCGUGUUUGCCGACAUCCACGGCCUCAAGUCUCUCAAGCUCGGAUGUGUGACAUUCAUCUUGCAGCGCUGGCGAUGGGAAGAGGUGGAGCGAAUGUUUCGCAGUGAAGUGAGUGUGGGACUCCGCGACGAGCUCGAGCUGUGGGGCUCCACGUCAGGGCACGCGUACAUGUACAACCAAGCACAGUACCACAUCGCCGUGUAGGGUUUGUAGGUGUAUAUUUAUGUCGUUGGGGGGAUGGCAACGUUUAAUUUCAUUCAGUGGGAUAUUACUUGAGCA
Messenger RNA from Aphanomyces astaci, 3475 nucleotides. RefSeq lists its product as hypothetical. The record is from RefSeq and is a predicted model, not a curated record. Gene Ontology annotation, biological process: cellular response to UV-B. The transcript is spliced from 6 exons. NCBI's taxonomy places the organism in Eukaryota, Oomycota, Saprolegniomycetes, Saprolegniales, Verrucalvaceae. Gene Ontology annotation, molecular function: protein binding. Gene Ontology annotation, cellular component: Cul4-RING E3 ubiquitin ligase complex. The coding region runs from base 9 to 3164 and encodes 1051 amino acids.